GUCAUUCGUGACUCGGUCACCUACACUGAGCACGCCAAGAGGAAGACUGUCACUUCCCUCGACGUCGUCUACGCACUCAAGCGACAGGGCCGAACCCUCUACGGUUUCGGUGCUUAAGAAUAGCAAGUCUACUCUCGUGGUCGAAUGGACGAUAAGACGCAGGUCAACAAGCUAGCGCUGUCCGCCCCCACCAUCGCCCGUGGCUCACCUUGGCAACGACCGCAAGCGCCCAAUCAGCACUCGUCGACCCAGGUCCGACUGCUUCUUCCCCAUGUUCUGUACCUUUUAUGUCUCAUGUCGACGAUUACCAUGUCUUCUCCCCUACUCUCUUGUACUAGUAGCUAUCUCAGGAUCUUCACGGGGGCGAUGAAUUCGCGCAAGUGGCAAGCCAUCGGGGUCUCUGUCGCUUCCGCUGCCUCUCUCUCUCUGCCUCCCUCUGACCUGUCUGGCGCAAUUGUUAUAUUUUACCCACUUCGAAACGCUACCGUCGUCUGAACCUGUGCACUGAUGCUGAUGGUGGUGGUGGUGACAUUGAGGGGCGGGACAAUCGCAAAGCUCAGGCAUUGGAGCAGCGUAGCGUGGCGUCGGGUGUCACAAGAGGGAGAGUCAAGUGCGUC
Messenger RNA from Microstroma glucosiphilum, 617 nucleotides. RefSeq lists its product as hypothetical. The transcript has a single exon. Lineage: Eukaryota; Fungi; Basidiomycota; Exobasidiomycetes; Microstromatales; Microstromataceae. The record is from RefSeq and is a predicted model, not a curated record. Bases 145 to 495 code for a protein of 116 amino acids.